This is a messenger RNA of Culex pipiens pallens (northern house mosquito), 2878 nucleotides long. RefSeq lists its product as uncharacterized. Lineage: Eukaryota; Metazoa; Arthropoda; Insecta; Diptera; Culicidae. The coding region runs from base 218 to 2839 and encodes 873 amino acids. The transcript is spliced from 2 exons. The record is from RefSeq and is a predicted model, not a curated record.
AAACAACCGUUGUGCCCCCCCAACCUAUAACAAUUCCUCCGUUUAAUCAACGAUACUGGACAACGUUGAUUAUUGUCAAGCCCUGAAGAAGGUCCCAACCAAGGACCGAAACGUUGGCGACGACAAAAUAUAAAUCGACGCGUUUUACUGCGACUGCAAGCCGAAACAAUCUCCCUACGCUCCACAAAUCAGUCGGAAAUCCAUAUUUGCAUCUAGCAUGGCACCAAAUGCACAACAUUCAUUUUACGCACGAGUAGGUCAAUUACAUGGGCAAACGGCACUAGAACUGUUCAAAUCUUAUGCCAGCAGUUACACUAAGCUGGGCAACAUGUUGAGUCGAAAGGACUUCCUCAUCAGAUGCCGGAGAGAUGGUUUGGUGCCUGUACACAUCAUCCAUUCUCUCAAAUGUGCCCACGAACUUUUGGCUAAACGAAGUCCACUCCAGAAGAAACUUUCCCGGACACUCACACGAUUGCAAAAAGCCAUACUCAACAUCGAAAUCCAAGACACGUUCCACCAAAUCCAACAGCUUCGGGCAGCAAUAGAUCAACUAAAGCGACAAAUCAUGGACAGCACCCCCUCCGAGACCUACAAACAGUACCUCUUCACACAGGAGUUUGCUUUUUACAAGAAUUUCCAACGGAAGACACAACAAACCCACAGGAAAUUCCACCGUAUGCUGAACUACACCGUCGAGGAGACCACCACAACACCAUCUCUCAACGAGAAGGCCAUUUUCAACGCCACAAACAAGCAAAUUCCCCCGGAAACCAACAUCCUGCUAAGUCUGGGACCAAAGUUUGCUCUACCGUAUACAGAGCCUAGGGACAUCCCUUAUUUCCACCUAAUCGCAGAUUUGGAAAACAUCUUGACCAGGCAGGAGGACAGAACCGUGCGGGAACGUACAAGAUGCCAAAUCAUCAAUGUAAUACAAAACCACAUCAACAAACGCUCGGCUACCACCAACACUACCGCGCUGGACAAAUUUUGUUCCCGAUCUGUCUUGGUAACCAGACGGUUCACCAAAACCAACCCCGACAUUAUCAUUACCGAAGCUGACAAAGGGAACAGGACUGUGAUAAUGUACAAAGAGGACUACAACAACAAACUCCUACAGUUGGUCACGGACACUAGCGUGUACCGACCCGUCAAGAACGAUCCCACAUCGAGAAUCCAAACACACAACAAUGACAUAGCCAAGCGUCUGUUUGAUCUUAAGCUGAUCGACACCCGUACCAAACUGCAGCUCACCAGCCACAAUGCCAUCUGCCCACGGAUUUAUGGUCAACCAAAAGCCCACAAGCCCAACCUGCCGCUACGUCCAGUAGUGCCUAACGUCACAUCUCCCACCUACCACCUGGCCAAGUUCGUCUCGUCCAUACUGCAACAGGGAUUUACCAGCAUUUUCAACGUUAAAGACUCCAGAACAUUUUGCCAAUACGUCAACAACACAUCUGUACCACCGGACCACAUCAUCGUCUCUUUUGACGUGGUGUCGUUGUUUACUAAUAUCCCCAAGUAUUUGGUCACCCACGAUAUAAUAAUGAGCUGGCCAGAAAUAUCCCCGCACACCAACAUCAGUCUGGACAUCUUCUUGGAGAUCGUGGAGUUCCUGAUCGACUCUUCGUAUUUCUGUUUUCAAAACAACUUCUACACACAAUUGUUAGGGACAGCUAUGGGGAGUCCACUCUCACCAAUACUGGCAGAUAUCACCACAGAGACCCUUCUGUUGGUUGUCACCACAACAGCGAAGAUACCAGUGGACCACAUACGCAAGUACGUUGAUGAUCUGUUCCUGAUACUACCCAGGGACCAGGUCGACGACGUGCUCAACGUAUUCAACCAAUACGACCCACACCUACAGUUUACGUGUGAAGUAGAAAAAGAGGGUAAACUACCUUUCCUGGAUCUACUAGUCAUACGCAACCCGGACAACACGCUUACUACCGAGUGGUAUGCUAAGCCCAUAUCCUCAGGCCGACUACUUAACUUUCACUCCAUGCAUCCGCUGGACCAGAAACUCGGCGUAGUGUCCAACUUUAUAGAUCGUGUGCGCACGUUCAGUACGGCUACCAACGUGGCCCAACAAAAUCAGCUGAUACUACAACAUUUGCGACGCAACGACUACCCUACACACUUGGUGAAGAGGAUGCUUCACCAAUCCAUCCAGAGUACACCAACACGUACGGAAGACCCCCUAGCAGUCUACCGUUCCAUACCACUAAUCCCCGGUCUCUCACCAACCCUGAAACGCAUUAUUACACACAACAUUCCCCAUACCAUGGUCGCUACCAAAUCCAGACACACAAUCAAGCAGCUUCACAGCUCUGUGAAGGACCCUGUACCACACCUACAAAAACACAACGUGAUCUAUCAGAUACAAUGUCAGAACUGUGAUCAGUGCUACAUUGGGAUGACCACCAACAACCUGCGCCGGCGUAUGUACGGACACCAGUCCUACAUCAACGCCCUGGACAAGAAGCUGCUAGAAGGGUACCAAUACUCGGAUGUGGAGGUUCAACAGCUGCGGGAAAAGACCGCGUUGAUCGAACACUGCAUUCUACACCAGCACCGUUUCAAUCUGAAACAACCACACAUCAUCGACCACAGCUACAAGACGUCCGCACUUCCCGUACUCGAGAUGUGCCACAUCACCACCACAUCCAACACGGUCAACCGCCGUACGGACACCGAUGGACUGAGUUGCGCGUAUGCCAACUGCCUGUCCAUGGUCGGGUCCAGCAGGAGGAGACCUCCGAACACUAACACUACCGCCAACCAGGCCCAGUCCCCCCUCACACCACUACACACUACCCCAACCCCACUGCCUAACCAAUAGUAUCAGUUUUCCCUAAUGUUUAAACCCAAGUGCUCGUAC